CACUGCACACAGCCGAGCCGAGGCAUCCCGUGCACUUCUCCAUGGACGCCGCCGGCACGCGCGGCCGAGACCUUACCGCCGACCCCUCCUCCCGGUUCUUCGUCGACGCCGCCCACCCGUAUGCCUCCGCUGCCGCCACUGCGCUGACGUCCCACCGCGCUAAGUCCAAGUGGUCCCACCUCUCCUCGAUCCCCGUCCCCUCCCCGCUCCCUGCCUCCGCCGCCGCCGCCGUGCUCCUCCUCCUCCGCCGCCGCCCGCACACCGCGCUCCGCUUCCACGCCUUCGCCCUCCGCCGCCUCCUCCCGUCCCACUCAGCUCCCCCUCUCGUCCUCUCCGCCUCCGCCGUCCACGUCGCAGCCGCCUCCCGCCUCCGGGGCGCUGCCCUCGCCGUCCUCUCCUCCGCCUCCCGCCACUACUCCCCAGCCCAAAUCUUCAAUGCCCUGGCUGCCACCUACCGCCGCUUUGCCUCCGCUCCAUUUGUCUUCGACCUCCUCCUCCUAGCCUACCUACGCUCCCGCCGCGACGCCGUCGCCGCGGCCUCCGUCGCCCGCCGCAUCCUCGCCGCCGGCGGCCGACCGCUCCCCACCACCGCCGCUGCUCUUCUUCGCUCCCUUCCCUCCUCCGCCGCGGCGCUCGACAUGUACCAUCAAAUUUACACGCAUUCAACUCCACAAAAAAAUCAUAUGCUCCUGCCGACAGUUCACACCUUCAAUUCCCUUCUCCUCGCUUUCUACCGCGAGGGCAAGUGCGAUGAAUUCAAGAUUGUGCUCCAGGAAAUGGGCAAAUAUUCCUGCAAGCACAAUGUCUGCACCUACAGCAUUAGGAUGGUCGAGCACUGCGAUUGCAGAGAUGUGGGGAAGGCACGAGGACUGUGGGAUGAGAUGAUUCAGGAAGGUAUCCAGCCUGAUGUAACUGCAUACAACACGAUGAUUGGUGGCUAUUGCCGUGCUGGGGAGGUAGGAAUGGCAGAGGAGAUGUUUAAAAAUAUGGAGAUGGGUGGAAUUGAUCCAAGUGCCACGACAUUCGAAUGGUUGGUUAGGGGGCAUUGUAUGGUAGGGGAUGCUGAGGCGGCAAUGCUUGUUUGUGCAGACAUGAGGAGGAGGGGGUUUGGGUUGGCAUCAGAGGUUGUUGAGGAAUUUCUGGAUGCAUUAUGUCAAAAUGGUAGGGUUCAGGAUGGCUUGGGUGUUUUGCGGGAGGAAAUGAGGAGAGAAGAGUUUGUGCCGACUCGGAGGAGUUAUGAGGUAUUGAUAAAGGGGUUCUGUGAUGAAGGGGAGGUGGAGGUGGCGAUGAGACUCCAGGCAGAGAUGGCUGGAAAAGGAUUCAAUGCUGGUAGUGAGGUGUACCAUGCAUUUGUUCGUGCCUAUGAGAAGUCUCAAGACUAUGAGAUGGUGGAGAAGUUGAGGAAAGAAAUGUUGGUUAUGCGCACUUAGGAUUGUGAUAGUUCGCUUGGUGAUGGCGUGAUGCGCACUUAGGAUUGUGAUAGUUCGCUUGGAUAUUAGACAGUGAUGUAUGGAUUUCAAAAUCAGCUUAUUGCAGUAGAGAACUCAGGACCAGAUUGAGAAUUAGUAAAUCUUCUUUGUGAUUCGGUAGGCUUGAAUGUUAUUCCUGCAGAAAGCACAAUGGAAAGUCGGGACAAGCAGCAUUUAUUUUCUGGGUAAAUGCUUUUCUCACUCUGGCUCUAUUAUUACUGCUACUAUUUUACCUGCUACUAUCAGGUGAUAUGUUUACUGAGGAACAGAAUGAGCUGGUAGAAUCAGCUGCAGAGAUGCUGUAUGGCUUGAUUCACGCACGCUACAUUCUGACCAGUAAAGGACUGGCUGCAAUGCUGGAGAAAUAUAAGAACUACGACUUUGGGCGGUGCCCACGAGUUUACUGCUGCGGUCAGCCAUGCCUACCAGUUGGACAAUCGGAUAUCCAUCGGUCUAGUACUGUGAAGAUAUACUGCCCCAAGUUGUAAAAGAAAAGUAAUGCUGGCUGGCUAUGACUAGUGGCUGAUACCGAUUUGGUGUGAGAGAAAAACACUGCUGGCUGGUUGGCUGACAAGCCAGACGAACAGAUGAGAGCAUUGGACAUGCUCCACUUUCAAGUAAACCCGUGAUCUUCAUGGAAGUGACUAUGAUGUAAUCACUCAAUCUGUCCCGCGUUCUGCAGCAGUCAGGGAGGUGAGAUGCUACACUAAUAGCACCGCGCCUGUGAUCUGCCUAGCGUUGUUUUGUGGAGUCCUGCUGCUGCGCCUGGUGAAAGUGCUCUAUAAGACUGUCACCACGAGACGAUCCCUUACCAUGAAGCAACGACCCAAUCUUGUCAUAAGCACCCUGCACCGCCUGCUACCUAGGUCCACUACUAUCUCUGCACCCCUUCAGGGCCAUGCCGCUGCUUGGACGUUGCGGGCAUUUGUGGUGAUGUCAUCAAAUGGAUUCGCAGCACUGCAGGCUUUGAGCCUUUGAUGAUCGUGUGUUGUGUGCACUUCACUUCAAUCUUGUCUUUGUUGGCGGUGUAAAUCACACUGUUAGCAUGCUCUAUAUUCGCCUUA
This is a messenger RNA of Panicum virgatum (switchgrass), 2533 nucleotides long. RefSeq names its product pentatricopeptide repeat-containing protein At2g15980-like. The record is from RefSeq and is a predicted model, not a curated record. NCBI's taxonomy places the organism in Eukaryota, Viridiplantae, Streptophyta, Magnoliopsida, Poales, Poaceae. The transcript is spliced from 5 exons. Gene Ontology annotation, molecular function: protein binding. The coding region runs from base 42 to 1430 and encodes 462 amino acids.